Molecule: messenger RNA, 855 nt
Organism: Sporisorium graminicola
Lineage: Eukaryota; Fungi; Basidiomycota; Ustilaginomycetes; Ustilaginales; Ustilaginaceae
Exons: 1
Coding region: 1-855 (284 amino acids)
Cellular component (GO): intracellular anatomical structure
Molecular function (GO): oxidoreductase activity, acting on NAD(P)H, oxygen as acceptor
Source: RefSeq, a predicted model, not a curated record
AUGUCUGCUCAUGCUGCAAUCAAAGCUGGCAACCUGGCCGUCAUCAGCGGCGGUGCGAGCGGCAUCGGUCUAGCUGCUGCCAAGCAUUUCCUAUCCAUGGGCAUGAAGGUGGCGAUCGGCGAUCGAAACGAAUUGAACUUGCAGUCAGCAAGCAAGGCGCUCUCGGACAAGGGAGAGUCAUACAUUGGCUUGUUGGACGUAGCGGACCAGACAAGCGUUUCGGCGUUCCGCAAGAACGUAUUCGACAAGUUCGGCGGCGCCAAUCUGACCGUGCUCAUGGCUAACGCAGGUGUGGGCGGCCCGACGAAAGCUUCCACGUCUGAUGGCUGGGACCGCAUCCUGCACACCAACUUUCACGGUGUGGUCAACGUCUGCCAGGCGUUCUUGCCUGAUCUCAAGGAACACGGGCAGGCAGCACUGGUGAUCAACACAGGCUCGAAGCAGGGCAUCACGACGCCGCCGGGCACAGGACCCGCGUACAACAUCUCCAAGGCAGCUGUGAAGGUGUUCACCGAGUCACUUGCGCACGAGCUGCGCGAAGACAAGACGAGCAACGUGGACGUCAAGCUGCUGAUUCCAGGGUGGGUGCACACUGGAUUGACGGGAGCGAGCGACGGCAAGCCUAAGCCUGACGGCGCAUGGACGCCGGAACAGACGGUCGAGUUCAUGCUGGAGCGGGUCAAUGCUGGCUCAUUCUACAUUCUGUGCCCCGACAACGAGACCAAACGCGAAGUCGACUUGGCACGCAUGGAAUGGAAUGUCAACGACGUGAUUCAGGACCGCCCUGCCCUGUCGCGAUGGCACGACGACUACUCCACCGAGUUCAGUGAGUUUGUCAAGAGCAAGACGUCGUGA